Molecule: messenger RNA, 927 nt
Organism: Engraulis encrasicolus (European anchovy)
Lineage: Eukaryota; Metazoa; Chordata; Actinopteri; Clupeiformes; Engraulidae
Product: olfactory receptor class A-like protein 1
Exons: 1
Coding region: 1-927 (308 amino acids)
Biological process (GO): G protein-coupled receptor signaling pathway
Cellular component (GO): membrane
Molecular function (GO): pheromone receptor activity
Source: RefSeq, a predicted model, not a curated record
AUGGACCUGUGCCUGUCUAUCAAGGGUAUAUCCUUCCUGUUGCAAACUGGUAUAGGCAUUUUAGGAAAUGUGUUGGUGCUUUUGACUUACAUCCAUAUUGUAUGUUUCGAUCCACAUUUGCUACCGGUGGACAUGAUUCUGUGCCACCUGGCCUUCAGUAACCUAAUGCUACUGCUAACUCGAUGUGUACCUCAGACCAUGGACGUGUUUGGCCUGCGUGAUCUUCUGAAUGAUGCAGGGUGUAAGGUGGUGAUCUACUCCUACCGCAUUGCCCGUGCUCUGUCUGUCUGUAUUACUUGCAUGCUUAGUGUCUUUCAGGCUGUUAUGUUGACCCCAGCUCUGCCCUUUUGGUUAAGGUUGAAAACUAUGCUACCUCGCCUCGUCAUUCCGACGUUUGCUGCACUCUGGCUCAUGAAUAUGGCCGUAUGCAUUGCCGCACCUUUCUUCUCCAUCGCGCCCAAAAACGGCACAGUCCCUGCGUUCACGCUCAACCUUGGCUUUUGUCACGUGGACUUUCGUGACAACUUAUCGUACGUCAUCAACGGCGUAGCUGUGUCAGGACGUGACUUUGUCUUCGUAGGGCUCAUGCUGGGUUCCAGUGGCUACAUUCUCGUGGUUCUCCAUCGCCACGCCCGGAGGUCACAGAAUGUACGACGAAGUCAGGCUGGUGGUGCAUCCAUGGAAACGCGCGCAGCCAAUACCGUGAUCACGCUAGUCUCGCUGUACGCUGUGUUCUUUGGCAUAGACAACGUCAUCUGGAUGUACAUGCUGACGGUGGACCAAGUGCCCCCCUUGGUGGCGGACAUGCGUGUGUGGUUCUCAUCCUGUUACGCCUCGCUCAGCCCGUUCCUUAUCAUGACCUCCAACAAAAAGGUCAAGAACCGCAUCAUGUGCGUCAGCGCAAAUGACCAAGAACAAUUGUCUUAG